Messenger RNA from Sclerotinia sclerotiorum 1980 UF-70, 798 nucleotides. RefSeq lists its product with no specific name. The transcript has a single exon. The record is from RefSeq and is a predicted model, not a curated record. Lineage: Eukaryota; Fungi; Ascomycota; Leotiomycetes; Helotiales; Sclerotiniaceae. Bases 1 to 798 code for a protein of 265 amino acids.
AUGUCUCCAACUGGAAUCACCUUCCGAAAACAAGUCGAUACUCUUCUCAAUGAGCUGUCAGACUGUAUCGCAUUUUGUAACCAGAUCAGAGAAACCCGUCGACUAGGUUCCAAGCACGAGAAUUUCGAUAAGCUUGAAGACACCCUCCUUCACUCACAUACCACCCUUUCAAUUCAAUAUGAUACUCUACAGCGAUGCUUCGGGCACCGCAUGGCUGUAGGUGAUGAUGCAUCAGUUCAACCAAUGAACAAAUGUCUUCGGGCAAUAUCAUCUGAUAUAAAAAGAAAACUUUACGAGAUCGCCAACAAGACCACACAAACCGCCGGCUCUAGACAACUCCCCGGCUUCGGUGCUCUCCUUCAGCACUGGAAACUCAUUGAAGAAGACGCUUCCAACAUCAUAAUCGGUCUUUCCCAACGUCUAAUCAUCACUCCACCUGCAUCAACACCCGUUCCAUCCCACACUCUGUCGCCAAAACAAGAACCACAAAUCCGAUCAGAUCAAACAGUCGUUUCCAAAGGCGAUUUCAACUUUCUACUUGACCAUAUGCAGAAUUCCUGGACGGAACGAUGGAGUAAUGAACAGUUAAUUUACGUCAAUUGUUGUGAUCAAAAUAACAGAAGUUACGAAAAGCCCGAAGGAUUCAUCAAGGCAGUACCGGCAUCAUACACACCUGCGAGGACUGAAAACGUUACUAGAUCAAGACCAAGCAACGGGGAUUUGACUGAAAGGGAAAGGAGGAGUUAUGCAUACGGAGGGUCGAACCGAUCACAGAGAGAAGAAUUCCGGAGACAAUGA